GAGUCAUCCUGACGGCUAACUGAUCGACGUCCGGUAUAGGAUGUAGCUAUAUAAUAUAAAAUAAUCACACUGACACGUCUGUCAAUAUCGGGCAGCAUACAGAGGAUCCGAUGAGUCAAACAGGGACGAAGUACAGUAUGUAUACUUCAACGUCAUCGUGUGUAGUGUGUACACUUGUGCGUUCUGAGCGUGCUGGAGAGGCUCGAGACACAUGGACCGUCCGCACAUCCUUCUAACAGUUGUUAUCCGUACCCUAAUCCUCUUCCCUGGAAUCGCCUCUAUGAAAACAGACAAGGAGAAACUUCAAGGAACAGAUGGACUGACGCUAUACCACAGAAACCUUACGUGGGAGGAGGCAUUUACAUUCUGUCAGGGUAUGGACGAUUCCCUCGCCGUACCCCAAACAUACGAAUACAGCUCUGUACAGAAUGCCAUUCGGAACCAAGAACGCGUGUGGGUUGGUCAAUACACCUAUACAACCCCAUGGAUGUAUCCAACCGGGUGCUUCACAGCCACUAAGCCUUCGAAGAGGAUAGAAGACAAUGAUAUUGCCACAUGUAAACGCUUCUGUGGGGACAUGGACGUCAUGCUGAAUAUUUAUAACUGCCUUUGUGUAACCGAAGCUCCGGGUAUCAGCACUCGAACCAACUCCUCCUUAUGUAAUACGAGAUGUCCUGGUAACAGGGACGACGUUUGCGGAGGAGAGAAUGUCUACCAGCACUACGCAACAUAUGCUGAUACCAAAGAAGACUCAGAUAGAGGCAAUUGUGGAAUGCUAGAAAAGCAUUUAAACCAAUCCUUUAGUAUAGUCGCACGUCACUGCGAUAUAAAGAACACCUAUUUGUGCGCAUUAUUCUUGAAUGCAGAUGACAAUAAAACAAGCGGGGUACCUUUCUAUAUACCCAAGUACGAUAACGGCUCCCUACAAUUCCUAACGUACCAGGAAGCAUUAGAUAGUUGUGCUAACAACGGAACAUAUUUAGCCGACCCAACUAAAUUACAAGCAAGCCAAUUAAACCUCGGAAAGUCAACUCAGUACUGGAUAGGUGCCAGGAGGCGAACAACUUACGUGACAUCCGUUAAAGAGCUUCCAAAAAAUGCAGAAGACCAAAAGUGCCUAUAUAUGGUUAAGGGAUCUAAAGGUGUGUCUAAGGAUAGAGCAAAGGACUGCUCGGCGACAGAAUCAGUUUUAUGUCGCAAACACAUGAAAGGGGAAUCAACCAUGGUUUCCAUUGCUAGUACCACAGUUGGUAUUGUGACGUCACCGACCUCAGCAAUAACCGGAUAUCCUUUUACAAAUGGAACGUCACCUACUUUCGUUAUUUCUGAAAGAACCGGAUCAACUACCGACCCGGUAAAACCGGAUCCACCAGCAACAGGAACAGAUUUGUGGCCAUAUAUUGGUGGAGGGGCCGGGUUUUUCAUUGUGGUAAUCAUCAUCCUGACUAUCGUUAUCAUCCGCUUAACCAGACGUCGUCGUGACAAGGCCAAACUGCACGCAGAUGUAAUACCUCUAGAUACACAUAAUAAUGACUCCCGGGACAUCAUGGUGGCAGACAAUCCCGAGGAGACCAUCGGGCGAGGCGAUUGCAGGCACGCGAACCAGGCUGCAAGUGCAGAAUGUGUCGUGUGUGGCACUGGAUCGAAAUUAAAAGAUACUAAUAUUACUGAUUCUGGAAAAGAUGAGACUAAACUGUUAAUGAAUUUGAAUUCCUCCAGCGAUUUUACUAAAUCCGUCCAGCGAAGAGACUCUAACGACAAAAGGUCAAACGAUGACCUUUAUGAUUUAGCUGAUAAUUCAGAGGGAGUUGUAUCUUUUUCUUCUUCUUUGCAAGAUAGAUCGUUGUCGUGUGAGUCACAGACUCGUAAACGAGGACCUUACGAUUACGUACAGACAAGUAGAAGUGGCUGGGUUAGAGAUCCCAAAGCCGAGAGUGUCGGAAAUGACACUUACAACGAAUUGCACGCAACCCGUACCAGUCACGCUGAAAAUAGCGAUAAUAUGUAUGACCACGCCAAUACGGUUUCUAAUGACGAGUGUUACCACAACCUCACGAAACCCGGAUAUAGACACAGGGAAGAAGAUUUAAGUGCCUAUGACAGUACUCAAAACACACUUGACUCAGAUGUGUACAAUACAUUGUCUAAUAAAGGGUCAAAGGUCAACGGAAAUGACACUUAUAACCCGUAUGUUGAUACACAGAUAGACCCACUGCCAUAGUGUCCACGUUGUGCAUACAGAAAAAAUGAAUUUAUGCUUUUAUAUCGACGCUUUUAUAUUUUGUUCAAAUAAACAAUGUUUAUUGGGCUGUUUUCGAGGUCAACGGAUGUAACACUAUACGUCUUGUAGUCAAGGGCAAUCACAAGUCUCACCUUUUGGUAUAGGUCAGAGAGAAAUGUUACCCUAAAACGUGUUUAUGGGUUGACUUAAUAAACCAGCUGAUUACCACCCUUAGUCGCUUUGACUCCUUUGAAGAGUGUGCUUGAGGAGAGGGCCCUACAGUUCGUGCUUCCCUUUUUUCGGACGUUCAUCUUCGAUGUUGUAUAAACUUUUAUAACUGGUUAAUUAGCUGAACGAACAUUCAGAACUGAUUUAAUUAAGCAUUGAACUGUGUUGAUGUGGCAUUUACAGUCUAUAUGAGUGACACAGCUUUGUAGGCAAGCAUCAAAUGAACACAAUUCAAUGCUUAUAUUAACCAUUUUGAUGUAUUUUGAAUCAUAAUAAAGUUUGCAGUAAAUCCACA
Molecule: messenger RNA, 2744 nt
Organism: Mizuhopecten yessoensis (Yesso scallop)
Lineage: Eukaryota; Metazoa; Mollusca; Bivalvia; Pectinida; Pectinidae
Exons: 10
Coding region: 212-2221 (669 amino acids)
Source: RefSeq, a predicted model, not a curated record